This is a messenger RNA of Papaver somniferum (opium poppy), 923 nucleotides long. RefSeq names its product universal stress protein A-like protein. The record is from RefSeq and is a predicted model, not a curated record. Bases 266 to 745 code for a protein of 159 amino acids. The transcript is spliced from 4 exons. NCBI's taxonomy places the organism in Eukaryota, Viridiplantae, Streptophyta, Magnoliopsida, Ranunculales, Papaveraceae.
UAUAUGGUUUUCCAUCUUUCAUUUUCUCGCUUCAAAAAUCGAAAAUUCUCAAAACACUUUCACCACCAAAACCAAAGCCGCCAAUAGGAAUCAAAACCAUAAACCACCUCAACUCAAAUAUUGUCCCCGUUGUGUUUAUGUUUAUAUAAGAAAAGAAUUCGACUUUUCCCUUAUCCAUUAUAACAGCACAAUACACUUUUGCCGAAUUUCAUUUUCACUUGUUAUUACUAAACCGAGCUCUUAUUUAGGUGCCAGUACGGCUGAUAUGGAAGUACAAGAACGUAAGAUUGUUGUUGCAAUUGAUGAAGGAGAUGAAAGUAUAUAUGCAUUAACAUGGGCAAUCAAGAAUGUAGUCUCACAAAAUUCCAAUGAUACCAUCAUUCUUCUCUAUGCAAAACCACCUCUGAAAAUUUAUUCUACUCUUGAUGGAUCAGGGUAUUUGUUUUCAUCUGAUGUUAUUAUGUCAAUGGAGAAAUAUAGCAAGGAAGUUGCUGAUUCUGUAAUUGAGAAAGCUAGAAGGGUUUGCGGAGAUCUUCAAAAUGUGAAAGUGGAGACAAGGAUUGAGAAAGGUGAUGCUAGAGAUGUGAUCUGCGAUGCAGUUGAGAAGAUUGGUGCUGAUAUAUUAGUCAUGGGGACUCAUGGCUAUGGCAUGAUCAAGAGGGCUUUUCUUGGAAGUGUAAGUACUCAUUGUGCACAAAAUGUCAAGUGUCCUGUUUUGAUUGUGAAGAAGCCCAAAUCAUCCUAGGAGUUCCCUAAACUUUUAGUUUUAGUUGUUCCUUGUUUGUAACCGAGUGAUGUUUUAAUUGUCUGUUCUGUAAAUGUAACAUAAGAUUGUCGUUGUACUGUCUAUGUGGGAUGAUGCAUUUUAUGUCUUCGACCGUGAUUUCCACUUGCUGGCGUAACACUGAUGGAUGUAUGAUUGU